UAUAAAGGAAUAUGUGCAAAUUAAGUAUUAGUAGUACAUAAAAAUUUGUCGAGUGUAUUUUUUAUAAAAAUGUCAAUUCUCACCAACUUUAAACAUUUAAGCCGAAUACCGAGUGUACCAUCAAACUGUUAUAACCAGAGCAAUAUGCCUUGUCCGUUUUUGACGAAACUUAGCCAGAAUUAUGUCAGGAAUUAUACUCCUGUUUUGCUUAAGAUGUACGGAAGCCAGUGUCCUGUUAUUUCGCGUAACAUGAGCAGCAUUGUUAAUAAUGAGGCUCAAGCUGUUGGGCAAGAAAACGAACCCGUAAAAAAUCCAUGUCCAUUCCUUAAGGAAGUCACCAAUGUGAUCAAGGAAGUGAAGCAAGAUGACACCAUUGAGAUGGGUGCUGAGAAAAAAAAAGAUGGUGUUUUUGCUUAUGACAAAUUCUUUCACCAACAGAUAAUGAAGAAGAAGAAGGACCACUCAUACAGGAUCUUCAAGAAAGUCAACAGGUUAGCAGGCCCUGGUCAGUUUCCCAAUGCCCUGGAAUACUCAUAUGGUGAAAAACCCAUUAGAGUAUGGUGCGCCAAUGACUACCUCGGCAUGUCCUGUCACCCGGAGGUCAAAAACGCAGUACGCGAAGCGUUGGAAAAAUACGGAACAGGUGCUGGCGGUACAAGGAACAUUGCUGGCAAUUCCACUCUUCACGAGAAGCUCGAAGCUACGCUGGCCAAGCUGCACCAAAAAGACGGCGCCUUACUUUUCACGUCGUGCUUCGUAGCGAACGAUUCUACAUUGUUUACCUUGGCCAAAUCACUGCCAGGCUGUCAUAUAUUCUCUGAUGCGGGAAAUCAUGCCUCCAUGAUUCAAGGCAUCAGAAACUCCCAAGUUCCUAAGCACAUCUUCAGGCACAACGACCCUGCUCACUUGGAAGAGUUGCUGCAAAAAGUCGAUGUCAACAUUCCGAAGAUUGUCGCCUUCGAAACGGUUCAUUCCAUGUCGGGCGCCGUAUGUCCUUUGAACGAACUAUGCGACGUCGCUCAUAAAUACGGCGCUUUAACCUUCGUUGAUGAGGUCCAUGCUGUGGGGCUCUAUGGCCACCACGGUGCCGGCAUCGGAGAGCGCGAAGGUCUCCUGCAUAAGAUGGACAUCAUAUCCGGAACUUUGGGCAAAGCUUACGGUAAUGUUGGAGGUUACGUUGCUGGUGACGCGACGUUAAUCGACAUGGUUCGUUCGUACGCCGCAGGCUUGAUCUUUACCACGGCGUUACCUCCGACGAUUUUAGCGGGUGCCAUUAAAGCCGUAGAGAUUUUGGCGUCCGCCGCAGGUAGGGAGUUGCGAAGAAAGCACCAAGAAAACGUGAAAUACCUCAGGAAUAGCUUGUUGAAAAACGGCUUCCCUGUAGAGCAUUCGCCUAGUCAUAUCAUUCCAAUAAAAAUUGGUAACCCGAAGCAAAGCUCUCUGGUUUGUGAUACUUUAUUGAAAGAGAAAGGGCAUUACAUUCAAGCUAUCAACUACCCAACUGUGGCUAAAGGAGAAGAGAAGCUGAGAUUGGCACCGACACCUCACCACUCCAAAGAGUUGAUGGAUGAGUUGGUGAGGGAUUUGAAGGAAGUUUGGGGGCAAUUGGAGCUACCUUUUACUGGGCUCCAAUGCGGGAAGGAAUGCAAGUUCUGCCAGAAGCCCAUCCUGUUCGAUUAUUACGAAAGUAGAACCCGUGAUGUGCCUAAAAUUUUCAACUGUGGCAUACCAAACUGUCCACAAUUAAUCACUGCCUCUGCAUAAUGACAUACUAAAGCAAUAAUUAUAUUAACAGGUGUCGGAUCAUUACUUGUAUUAUGGAGUAUUAGCUAUGAAUGCAUUGUUCAAAAUUGAGAUAUUUCGUUAAAUAAAUAAAUAUACAAUUUGUUUAUUAUUCAUUAUUUUUAUAGGUUUCUUUACAGUAAAUUAUGAGAUGUUGCUUA
Messenger RNA from Brassicogethes aeneus, 1943 nucleotides. The record is from the annotation of a GenBank genome assembly. NCBI's taxonomy places the organism in Eukaryota, Metazoa, Arthropoda, Insecta, Coleoptera, Nitidulidae.